AUGAGUAGUAAUCCAUAUGACAUUAGUACGGAUCAAUUGAAAAUACCAAAUAGAGCAAAUACUCCAUCAUUAAAGUUUUGUUCUAAAACUAUUGAAGAAACUACAUCAGAAUUAAACACAGAUAUAAAACUAGGUUUAACAAAUAAUCAAGAUGUAUUAAAUAGAAAAUCAAUAUAUGGAUCAAAUGAAUUAAAUAAUAACGAAGAAGAAAGUUUGGUGUGGAAAUUUAUACAAUCAUUUUACCAAGAUCCAUUAAUAUUGCUAUUGAUUGGUUCAGCAAUCAUAAGUUUUUGGAUGGGAAAUAAAGAUGAUGCAAUAAGUAUAACAUUAGCAAUAACAAUAGUCGUAACAGUUGGGUUCGUACAAGAAUAUAGAUCUGAAAAAUCAUUAGAAGCAUUGAAUAAAUUAGUACCUGCAGAAGCCAAAUUAACAAGAAACGGAAAUACAUCUCAUGUUUUAGCAUCAACUUUAGUACCUGGAGAUUUAGUACAUUUUGCACAAGGUGAUAGAAUUCCAGCAGAUAUAAGGUUAACUGAUGCUGUAUAUUUAAGUAUUGAUGAAUCAAAUUUAACAGGAGAAAAUAGACCGGUUAAGAAAACAACAGAAAUAGUAACAAUAAAGGAUCCUGGUGUAACUGAUAGAACAGAUAUAGCAUAUAUGGGAACUUUAGUAAGAGAUGGUCAUGGUAGUGGGAUUGUUGUUGGAACUGGUGCACAAACAGUAUUUGGAACAGUAUUUGAAAUGAUGAGUGAAAUUGAAAAACCCAAAACUCCUUUACAACAAGCAAUGGAUAAAUUAGGUAAAGAUUUAAGUGUUUUUAGUUUUAUAAUUAUCGGAAUAAUUUGUUUAAUUGGUAUUUUUCAAGGUAGAUCUUGGUUGGAUAUGUUUCAAAUUUCAGUUUCUUUGGCGGUUGCUGCUAUACCUGAAGGUUUACCAAUUAUAGUUACAGUUACAUUAGCCUUGGGAGUGCUAAGAAUGGCAAAACAAAAAGCAAUUGUUAAGAGAUUACCAAGUGUUGAAACUUUGGGGAGUGUCAAUGUUAUAUGUUCAGAUAAAACUGGUACAUUAACUCAAAAUCAUAUGACAGUUACUAAAAUAUGGACAACUGAUUUUAAAGGAAGUUUUAAUACUCCAUUUUUGGUUGUUGAAAGAUUGGAUGAUAAUACAUUACACCAUCAAUUGACUGAUAAUAUUAGAAAAGUAUUGGAAUGUGGGAAUAUAUGUAAUAAUGCGAGAUAUUCUACAGAAAAUGAAAAAUAUGUUGGUAACCCAAGUGAUAUUGCAUUAGUUGAAUGUUUACCACAUUUUGGAUUAGAAGAUAUUAGAGGACAAAGAGAAAGAAUCUAUGAAAUGCCAUUUUCAUCAAAUAGAAAAUAUAUGGCAGUAUGUGUUCAUACGGGAGAUAUGGAAAAAUCAGAAACUUUUGCAAAGGGAGCAACCGAAAAAGUAUUAAGUCAUUGUACAAGAUAUUUCGACGAAUCAGGUAAUUCAAAACCAUUAACUGAUGAAAUUAAGCAACAAAUUCAUGAAAAAUCCAAAAUGUUGGCAAAUGAUGGACUAAGAGUUUUGGGAUUUGCACAAAACAACAAGAAAUUUAUUAAUGAAAAACCAGGAGAAAAUCAAGAACCACAGGAGUUAAUAUUUUGUGGAUUAAUUGGAAUGAAAGAUCCACCAAGACCAAAUGUACAUAAAUCAAUUUCAAUGUUAAUGAAAGGUGGUGUUCAUGUUAUAAUGAUUACUGGUGAUUCUCCAUCAACAGCAAUGAAUAUUGCAAAACAAAUUGGAAUGCCAAUAACUGGUGAACAUUCUGUAAUGACAAGUGAUCAAUUAGAAAGUUUAAAAGAAGGCACUGCAUUAUCAGAAGCUAUUCAUAAUGUAUCAGUUUUUGCUAGAACAACACCAGAAGAUAAAGUUACUAUAGUUAAAGCAUUACAAAGACGAGGUGAUAUAGUAGCAAUGACAGGUGAUGGAGUAAAUGAUGCACCAGCUUUGAAAUUAGCAGAUAUUGGAAUAGCAAUGGGUAAAAAUGGUACUGAUGUUGCAAAAGAAGCAGCAGAUAUGGUAUUAACUGAUGAUGAUUUUAGUACAAUUUUAAGUGCUAUAGAAGAAGGUAAAGGAAUUUUUCAUAAUAUUCAAAAUUUUAUAACUUUUCAAUUAAGUACAUCCAUAGCUGCAUUAACAUUGAUUGCAUUAUCUACUUUUUUUGGAUUACCAAAUCCAUUAAAUGCAAUGCAAAUUUUAUGGAUAAACAUAUUAAUGGAUGGUCCACCAGCACAAUCGUUAGGUGUUGAACCAGUUGAUCAUGAAGUAAUGAACAAACCACCAAGGAAAAGAGAUGAUAAAAUAUUAACUAAUUCAUUAUUAAAAAGAGUUUUACAAUCUGCUAUAAUUAUAAUUAUUGGAACAUUAUAUAUUUUCAUUAAAGAGAUGACAGAUGGAGAAGUAACUGCAAGAGAUACAACAAUGACAUUCACAUGUUUUGUAUUUUUUGACAUGUUUAAUGCAUUAGCUUGUAGAUCAUAUACAAAAUCAAUUUUCCAAAUGGGAUUAAAUAAUCAAAUGUUUAAUUUUGCAGUGUUGGGAUCUUUGGUGGGGCAAUUUUGUGCAAUUUAUAUACCUUUCUUUCAAAGUAUAUUCCAAACUGAAUCUUUAUCAUUAGGUGAUAUUUUACAUUUAUUAAUUUUAACUAGUACAGUAUUUAUAGCUGAUGAAAUUAGGAAAUUUUUAUUGAGAAGAAAGACAAUUACGACUAAUAAUUAUAAUUAUGGAGUUUAA
Messenger RNA from Lodderomyces jiufengensis, 2775 nucleotides. RefSeq names its product Ca(2+)/Mn(2+)-transporting P-type ATPase (gene PMR1). Gene Ontology annotation, cellular component: plasma membrane; Golgi membrane; endoplasmic reticulum. The transcript has a single exon. Lineage: Eukaryota; Fungi; Ascomycota; Pichiomycetes; Serinales; Debaryomycetaceae. Gene Ontology annotation, molecular function: P-type calcium transporter activity; ATP hydrolysis activity; ATP binding. Bases 1 to 2775 code for a protein of 924 amino acids. The record is from RefSeq and is a predicted model, not a curated record. Gene Ontology annotation, biological process: calcium ion transmembrane transport; manganese ion transport; intracellular calcium ion homeostasis.